Molecule: messenger RNA, 2077 nt
Organism: Mizuhopecten yessoensis (Yesso scallop)
Lineage: Eukaryota; Metazoa; Mollusca; Bivalvia; Pectinida; Pectinidae
Product: deoxyribonuclease-1-like
Exons: 9
Coding region: 41-1363 (440 amino acids)
Biological process (GO): DNA catabolic process
Cellular component (GO): nucleus
Molecular function (GO): DNA nuclease activity
Source: RefSeq, a predicted model, not a curated record
UCUAUGCAUUCACUUCGAUAGCCUUACCUCAGUCAUCAACAUGGCGAGCGUCCUAAUUGACAAAUUUCUCUUUGGAGUUUUCUUUUUUCUUACACUCCAAUUCAAUGUAUGGUGUUCAAAUCGUAUGUUGGAACCAAACCUGAGAAUAGCAGCAUUCAACUUGAAAGUAUUCGGAGAUAAAAAGUUGCAAAACAGUGACGUUGUUAAUAUUCUCGUGAAGAUCAUCAAACGAUACGAUAUCACUAUCGUCCAAGAAAUAAGAGAUAUAGAUGGAUCGUCCUUCAAAACACUGAUGGAAAAACUAAAUAGUCAAGCGAUGGAUCCAGAGUAUGCCAGCGUAUUGAGUGACCGCCUUGGUAAGACUAAUAGCAAAGAAGAGUACGGAAUGAUAUACAGGAAGGGCCUCGUCCUUUUGGUCGACACGUACCAGUACCCAGACCCAAGUUACACAUUUUUUGAGAGACCACCGUUUGCAUUUAGAGUUCGCACGAACGCAGUCGAUUUAGAUGAGUUUGCAAUCAUUGCUAUUCACACCAAGCCCGAGAAUGCUGUUGAGGAAAUAAAAAAACUCGUCGAUGUAUACCAGAACACCAGUGAUCACUGGAACGGCUUAAAGAACAUCCUAAUCGCCGGAGACUUCAACGCUGGCUGCAGGUAUGUGACUGCUUCCGAGAUGAAGACCAUUGCUCUCCGAAAUGACCCGAGUUAUACCUGGCUUAUUGGUGAUAAUGUUGAUACUACAACCUACAACAGUGACUGUGCUUACGACAGAUUUGUGGUUGCUGGCGAUGCAUUAAAAGCUGCCAUUGUACCAGGGACUGCACGUGUAUUCAGGUUUGAUGAGGAGUACAAACUAACGGAGGAAGAGACGAAGGAUGUCAGUGAUCAUUAUCCUAUUGAAGUUGACAUUAGAGGGAAAGUUGACCGGUCCGAACUCGAUAAAUUUCACAGUUACAUGUCGAUGUCCUUUCAAGAUAUAACAGUUCACCCAAAAUCAGCAAUCGAACAGAUAACAAGAUCACUUGUUUUCAAGAAAAAUGGAUUUAGCAUUUCGUAUGAGAUGAGCAGCAAGGUCAGAGCACAUGCCAAGGCCUCUUUAGACAACAAGACGAAAUCCGAGAUCUUGACAACACUGGAACGCAUCCACAAAGAUAGCUCUCCGCUUAUUACCGAACAAGUCCUCGAGCUGACAGAACUGUACCUAAAUUCACCCAUCAUGAAUGGCAUCCCAGGGGCUCACGGUUUCCUUGUUCCCUACAAUGGUAAUACGUAUACUUUUGUAUUGUCCUGUGAAUGGGACGGGCAAAAUCGAUGUAGCUUUAAACUUUCACGCGGUAUCGACACAUUCAACAGCGUCACUUAGAAGUUCAAUAUAUGACUCAAGAUCACAGUAAAAUACUUCCGACGGUAGAAUACAGAUCAUCUAAAUUGAACUACAAUGUACCUCGCAUAUCACAAUUUUAUGUAACCACAAUGUGACUUUCUGUUAAUUUUUCCUGCUAUGAUAUGUUACCAGAGUGUAACAUCCUGAUAAUAUUACCUGCUAUGAGAUGUUACCAGAGUGUAACAUCCUGAUAUUAUUACCUGCAGUGAUAUUGACGAUUUUAAUCGUUAAUCAUGAGGAAAUAAUUAAAAUAGCAUGUCAAGAAAUUACGCUUAAGUACUAGGUGAAGGGUGUCAUGUCGGGUCCUUAAAGUUACUCUUACAUUAUAACAUGAUAUUUGUUAAUGUGUAUGUGUCAAAAAAUAUAUAAUAACCAGAAUAAACAUUUACAGUACAACACCUGUUUACAUAUUUAAUAAGUACUUUGAUUUUAUUUAAUAUUUGUUUCUCAAAAAUUUGUUAGGUAUCUGACAUCUGCUUUAAUUCUGCUAACAAUAAUAUUCCAUGAGAAAAUCCAUACUACAAAGUAUCAUUAUUAGGGUGACACUAUUUCCCUCCUAGUUUUUGUUGUGAUAUUCGUGACAUUUGUACAAUUACUGUAGUUACUCUUCAUCAUAUUACUAUAUAUAUAUGAGUCAGCGUGAAAAGGAGACCCAGCGUAAAAGCUUUUGUAAAAUUCGACUGUAAUAAACAU